Molecule: messenger RNA, 1227 nt
Organism: Erinaceus europaeus (western European hedgehog)
Lineage: Eukaryota; Metazoa; Chordata; Mammalia; Eulipotyphla; Erinaceidae
Product: basic proline-rich protein-like
Exons: 4
Coding region: 1-1227 (408 amino acids)
Source: RefSeq, a predicted model, not a curated record
AUGGUUAUACAGCCUGCUAGACAAAUAGAUUUAAUUAGUUCCCAGCUUGAGACUAAACCUCAUAAAAAGAGCCCGUCCAUUUCACCCCCAAACUUCCCUGAUGCCAGCUGCAGCCCGAAACACCUUCCUCCGCAGCCCGCCGCUCGCGCUCUGGGCCGGGGGCCUCGUCCUUCCGGCCACCGAGGGGCAGACACGCCGCCACCGGCCCCGGCCGAGGCACCGGCUGCCCGAAGCGGCCUCCGGGCGCCAGAAACCUGCAAGCGGCGCUCGCCCGGGGUAAGGCUGCCUGCGCCGCCAGCCCUCGGCCCGGCCACCUGCAGGGCCCGGAAGGCGCGGACUUUUCCCUCCCUCCGUCACAGCCGCCCGCAUCCGGGCCGACACAGGAGCCCCCCGCCCCGGCGACCCCCACGAUCCCCGCCGCCCCGGCUCCCCGGCGUCCUGCGGCGUCAGCGCCGCCCCCGCUGCCGCUCACCCGGGCCGGGACAGUCUGGAGUCGGAGAGACCGCGCAGCGCGAGAGGACCGGGGAGGUGGCGGGAAGGGAGAGGAAGGGGGAGCGCGCCCAGCACCGCUUCGGCCUCUUUCACCCGCCUGGGCAGGGAAAGAGGAGCCGGGAACACACAACAGCUCACGCCUGGCACCCGCCGCCGCCGCCGCCGCCGCCGCCGCCGCCGCGCGUGCCCGCUGCCGCCUCGGCCUUGGACCAAGCCACUCCGCUUCGUGCCCGCGCACGCCGCGCCGCUCUCCCAGUCACCCCAGCGCCCACCAGCCCCUCACUGCCCCCGCCCACUCAUCUUCCGGCUCUAGCUUCCUCCCGCUCCCUUACGACGGCGCUCUUCCGGUCGCGCGGGCCAAUGGCAGCGCGGUUCUAUUACAUAAGCGCCAGAGGGUGGGGCUUGGCGGUACCCGCGGCUUUCGUGAGAGCGCCGCGCAGGGGUCCAGGGGACGUCGCCUUCUGUCCCCGGUGCCCCUCCCCUCCCGCGUGCUGGCUGGGCGGCUUCAGCGGCACGGGCAGCCGCGUGACUUACUGGGGGGCGGAGGGGACGGUUCGCGGCGUGUUUCAAAUCGUCCCUUCCCACGGGCGGCUGUCUGGCCUCAGCUCCCGCGUCAGACCUUGUGUGUCGGCGGUGCGGUAUGUUGCAGCGGCCGGAGUGGCAGGGCGGCGGUGGGCGGAGACCACCGAGUCGGGAUGCCGCCGCCCGCGCGCGCUGUGGCCGCCUCCCGUGUGA